AUGGCGGAGAGCUGGAGCAGUGAGGCUGGAGGAGCUGAUGUCGGUUAGAGGCACAAACCACCCGGACCGUUCACCGAUCACCACCGAUCACCACCGGGACCACCGGGGCAGCCCGGGAUAACGGAGACAAUUACCGGGAACCAGCCGCGGGGACGCGCAAUGGCGGAGCGGCGGCUGCAGUGUUCCUGGAAGAGACACGUCUCAGAACAGCUGAAACUCAGAGACAGAGUCCAGAGACAGGCCUUCGAGGAGAUCGUCCACCAGUAUAACCGUCUCCUGGAGAAGUCAGACUUGCAGGCUGUCCUGUCCGAGAGAUACCAGACAGACAAGUAUGAAGUCCAGAGAGGGCACGAAGCCUGUGCGGCAGACUCGAAUCGGGACAUCCUGCAGCAGGAGGUGUCUCAGAUGAGGAUCCGGCACCAGGAGGAGCUGACAGAGCUGCACAAGAAACGAGGAGAGCUGGCUCAGAGUGUGAUCGAACUGAACAACCAGAUCCAACAGAAAGACAAAGAGAUCCUGAACAACGAGGCCAGGAUGUUGGAGUUUCAGCAACAGAUCACAAACCUGGAGGGAGACUGUCGGGAGCUCCGGAGCUGCCUGCAGGACCUGGAGCGGGCGAACCAGACCCUGAAGGAUGAGUAUGACGCCCUGCAGAUCACCUUCUCUGCUCUGGAGGAGAAACUGAGGAAGACCACGGAGGACAACCAGGAGCUGGUCUCCCGCUGGAUGGCAGAGAAGGCUCAGGAGGCCAACAAGCUUAAUGCCGAGAACGAGAAGGACAGCAGGCGCAGACAGGCCAAGCUGCAGAAGGAGCUGGCGGACGCCGCCAAGGAGCCGCUUCCCAUUGACCCGGACGACGACAUCGAGGUGCUUGCGGAGGAUGCAGGGAAGGACCGAGGAGAGACCUCCCCCAACAGACCGCUCAGUAGGACCCCCAGUAAAAAGAUCUCCCAGCCUCCUCCUGGUGGUCUGCUGGACUCCAUCUCCAACAUCUUUGGCAGGCGUCGACCCGCCAACUCUUUCAGCACGUCCCCCGAAAACACAGAAGCCCCGUCAGGAGUGUGUGCCGAGGUCCGGGUCCCCUCGACGGCGCUGCAUGUGUUUGAGGCCCAUGACGGCGAGGUGAAUGCUGUGCGGUUCAGCCCCGGCUCUCGUCUCCUGGCGACCGGAGGGAUGGAUCGCAGGGUGAAGCUGUGGGAGGUCGUCUCCGGUCGCUGUGAGCCUAAAGGAGCUCUUACUGGCAGCAACGCUGGAAUCACCAGCAUCGAGUUCGACAGCGCUGGCUCGUACCUGCUGGCGGCCUCCAACGAUUUCGCCAGUCGGAUCUGGACGGUCGAUGACUACCGACUGAGACACACCCUGACGGGUCACAGUGGGAAGGUCCUGUCAGCUCGCUUCCUAUUGGACAAUGCUCGCAUAGUCUCCGGGAGCUACGACAGAACGCUGAAACUCUGGGACCUCCGCAGCAAAGUCUGUAUGAAGACGGUGUUUGCCGGCUCUAGCUGUAACGACAUCGUAUGUACGGAGCAGUGUGUGAUGAGUGGACACUUUGACAAGAAAGUCAGAUUCUGGGACAUCAGGGCGGAGAGCAUCGUGAAGGAACUGGAGCUGCUGGGCAGAGUGACGUCACUGGACCUAAACCACGACCGCACCGAGCUGCUCACCUGCUCCAGAGACGACUUGCUGAAGGUCAUCGACCUGCGCACCAACGCUGUCAGACAGACCUUCAGUGCGCAGGGCUUUAAGUGUGGAGCUGAUUGGACCAGAGUGACCUUCAGUCCUGAUGGCAGCUACGUGGCGGGAGGAUCAGCUGACGGCGCUCUCUACAUCUGGAACGUCCUGACGGGGAAGGUAGACCGGACUCUGGACCGGAACCACAACUCUGCCAUAAACUCGGUGUCGUGGUCUCCUUCCGGGGCGUUCGUGGCGAGCGUGGAGAAAGGAAGCCGGGCCAUCCUGUGGUCUGAUGUCUGAUUGGCUGACGGAGGACGAGUUGGACGAUGGGACGUUUGUUGGACUCAGAAAGACUGAAAGACACUUUGAGUCUCAGAGGACGCUCCGAUACUACAAAAUAAAACCUUUAUUAACACAAAACUGCAGACUGUGUUAGUGUGUGUGUGUGUGUGAGACACUAGCCGUCUUUCCAUCAGGGUAAAGAUUGGCUGCUGGGAAAGUUUCAAGCCACACCCUCUCUAAUGUCCACUCACUCAGCAUGUCUCCAUUACAAAAAAAGGCCCCAGAGAGAUUUACGAGACUCAGGAGGUGACUUAUGGUUUUAGAUUGUCGUGUAAUCGAUUAGCAACAGUUUGGACCGUGAUGUCACAUACGCAACGGACCAAGCCAGCAUGGCUAACUGCAGAGUCGCCGCUGAUAUUUAAAAAAAAAAGAUUUGUCAUUUAUCAGACGAUUUUAUCCAAAGCGAUGUACAGAUGAGUUGAUA
Molecule: messenger RNA, 2440 nt
Organism: Centropristis striata (black sea bass)
Lineage: Eukaryota; Metazoa; Chordata; Actinopteri; Perciformes; Serranidae
Gene: atg16l1
Product: ATG16 autophagy related 16-like 1 (S. cerevisiae)
Exons: 20
Coding region: 160-1974 (604 amino acids)
Biological process (GO): autophagosome assembly; negative stranded viral RNA replication
Cellular component (GO): autophagosome membrane
Molecular function (GO): protein binding
Source: RefSeq, a predicted model, not a curated record